GCGCGUCCGGGGGAGGCGGCCGAAAGUUUUCCCGAGCCCGGGAAUGAGCGGCGGGCACCUGGCAUCGGGGCUAGCGCAGCUGCCGACCGCUGCCCGUGGCACGCACCUCCGAGGAUGUCGCUGCUCCCUCUUCCCGCACAGCUAAUUUGACAGGACAUGCAGAGAAGGUGGGGAUAGAAAAUUUUGAACUUCUGAAGGUCCUUGGAACUGGAGAGUCUCGCCUUGUCGCCCAGGUGGGAGUGCAAUGGUGCCAUCCCGACUCACUGCAACCUCUGCCUCCCAGGUUCAAGCAAUUCUCCUGCCUCAUCCUCCUGAGUAGGUGGGAUUACAGCUUAUGGAAAAGUAUUUCUAGUUCGUAAAAUAAGUGGACAUGAUACUGGAAAGCUGUAUGCCAUGAAAGUUUUGAAAAAGGCAACAAUAGUUCAAAAGGCCAAAACCACAGAGCAUACAAGGACAGAACGGCAAGUCCUGGAGCACAUCAGGCAGUCGCCGUUUUUGGUGACAUUACAUUAUGCUUUCCAAACAGAAACCAAACUUCAUCUCAUUUUAGAUUAUAUAAAUGGUGGAGAACUUUUUACUCAUCUUUCUCAAAGAGAACGUUUCACAGAGCAUGAGGUGCAGAUUUAUGUUGGAGAGAUUGUGCUUGCCCUCGAACAUCUCCACAAGUUGGGGAUUAUAUAUCGUGACAUUAAGCUUGAGAAUAUUCUACUUGAUUCUAAUGGCCAUGUGGUGCUGACAGAUUUUGGUCUGAGUAAGGAGUUUGUGGCUGAUGAAACUGAAAGAGCAUAUUCCUUUUGUGGAACUAUUGAAUACAUGGCACCAGAUAUUGUCAGAGGGGGAGAUUCAGGACAUGACAAGGCAGUUGAUUGGUGGAGUUUAGGUGUUCUGAUGUAUGAAUUACUAACUGGAGCAUCUCCUUUCACUGUUGAUGGAGAAAAAAAUUCCCAAGCUGAGAUAUCUAGGAGAAUAUUAAAAAGUGAGCCUCCAUAUCCCCAAGAAAUGAGUGCUUUAGCUAAAGACCUAAUUCAGCGUCUUUUGAUGAAAGAUCCCAAGAAGAGACUGGGAUGUGGUCCACGUGAUGCAGAUGAAAUCAAAGAACAUCUCUUCUUUCAGAAAAUAAAUUGGGAUGAUUUAGCUGCCAAAAAAGUGCCUGCACCAUUUAAGCCAGUCAUUCGAGAUGAAUUAGAUGUGAGUAACUUUGCAGAAGAGUUCACAGAAAUGGAUCCCACUUAUUCUCCUGCAGCCCUGCCCCAGAGCUCCGAGAAGCUGUUUCAGGGCUAUUCCUUCGUUGCGCCUUCCAUCCUGUUCAAGCGUAAUGCAGCUGUCGUAGACCCUCUUCAGUUUCACGUGGGAGUCGAACGUCCUGGAGUGACAAAUGUCGCCAGGAGUGCAAUGAUGAAGGACUCUCCAUUCUAUCAACACUAUGACCUAGAUUUGAAGGACAAACCACUGGGAGAAGGUAGUUUUUCAAUUUGUCGAAAGUGCGUGCAUAAGAAAAGUAACCAAGCUUUUGCAGUCAAAAUAAUCAGCAAAAGGAUGGAAGCCAAUACUCAGAAAGAAAUAACAGCUCUGAAACUCUGUGAAGGACACCCCAAUAUUGUGAAGUUGCAUGAAGUUUUUCAUGAUCAGCUUCACACAUUUCUAGUGAUGGAACUUCUGAAUGGGGGAGAAUUGUUUGAACGCAUUAAGAAAAAGAAGCACUUCAGUGAGACGGAAGCUAGCUACAUCAUGAGGAAGCUUGUUUCCGCUGUAAGCCACAUGCAUGACGUUGGAGUGGUGCACAGAGAUUUGAAACCUGAGAAUUUAUUAUUCACUGAUGAAAAUGACAAUUUGGAAAUUAAGGUAAUUGACUUUGGGUUUGCACGGCUAAAGCCGCCAGAUAAUCAGCCCCUGAAAACUCCAUGCUUCACCCUUCAUUAUGCGGCCCCAGAGCUCUUGAAUCAGAAUGGCUACGAUGAGUCCUGUGACCUGUGGAGCUUGGGCGUCAUUUUGUACACAAUGUUGUCAGGACAGGUUCCCUUCCAAUCUCAUGACCGAAGUUUGACAUGUACCAGCGCAGUGGAAAUCAUGAAGAAAAUUAAAAAGGGAGACUUCUCCUUUGAAGGAGAAGCCUGGAAGAAUGUAUCCCAAGAAGCUAAAGAUUUGAUCCAAGGACUUCUCACAGUUGAUCCAAACAAAAGGCUUAAAAUGUCUGGCUUGAGGUACAAUGAAUGGCUUCAAGACGGCAGUCAGCUGUCCUCAAAUCCUCUGAUGACUCCGGAUAUUCUGGGAUCUUCAGGAGCUGCCGUGCAUACCUGCGUGAAAGCAACCUUCCACGCCUUUAACAAAUACAAGAGAGAGGGGUUUUGCCUUCAGAAUGUCGAUAAGGCCCCUUUGGCUAAGAGAAGAAAAAUGAAAAAGACUAGCACCAGUACAGAGACGCGCAGCAGUUCCAGUGAGAGUUCCCAUUCUUCUUCCUCUCAUUCUCAUGGUAAAACUACACCCACCAAGACACUGCAGCCCAGCAAUCCUGCCGACAGCAAUAACCCAGAGACCCUCUUCCAGUUCUCGGACUGAAUAGCUUAGGCAUGGUAGGAGUGUGACAGUGAUCCAUUGCACCUUGUUUCCCUCAGGAUAUGCCUGAGGCGAUGUUUUAUGCUUUUAAAAAUGUUUCCCGUUGGUCUCAUUGGAAUCUGCCUCCUAAUGGUUUUUUUUUCAGAAAAACCUGUUUGGUUAUCCUCAUCCAAAAGCACUGGACAGAGAAUGCUACUGUGAAUAGAGCACAUGUUACUCUUUUUAGCAACCUAGCAUGAUGCCAACAAGACUAUUCUUGAAAGAGCAAAGGUUCCUGUAAAUUUAAUUAGGGUUAGAGUUGAGCUGCUUGCAGAAUAAGUCACAGGUUUUCCAGACGUCUGCCAACAAGAAAUGAUUCAUACUGUGAUGAUGCCUUUUGCUUUGCCUUGUGGACAAUGUGGGUUUUUGAAAUUUGCACCCUUCAAACAGUGAUUUAUCAGAGAAAGGGUCUGUUUUCAAAAAAAGAUUCUGUAGUGAAUUUUAUGUGUGGCAUAUACUUAUUUCUUGAGAGAAGAUUUUAACUUAUUGUUUUUAUUUUGUGGUUACAUAUGAUGAUAACCUGCUAUUAUUAAUGUUUUUCUAAAAAGCUAAAAAAAAAAAAAAAAAAGAUAUAAGAACUCAAAGUCCCAUACUCUGUGGGAUCCAUCUGAGAUGCAUGCUAAGCUAUGUGUAUGUUUUUAAUUUGCACUGCUCUUUCCUGGCAAUUUGUUUUAAUGGUUAUUGCAGAAUAUUAAGGUACAUGUCUCUCUGUUUUAAGUAAUAUUGCACUUUAUAAAAAAGUAUGAAUAAAGCAAACUAUUUUAUAAAGUGCACUGUUUAAAGCAUUUGCACUGUAUUUUUGCCAUUUAUUUUCAUUUUCUACUUUAAAUUUAUCCUCACAUCCCUCUUCUACUUUGUAUGCAUCAAGUAGAAUGGGGCAUGUUGUGUAAUGUUGUAGUCAGCCACUUAUGCACCAAUGUGAGGAAAACCUAAAGGGAAAUUAUACUAAACACUGUGCUUCAUAUUUGUACACUGUGUUGUACUACAGUGAGAAGUUUACUCCUGUAGUCAUAUAUUAUGUACAUAAUAUUUUAAAAUCAUACCUACAACUUGGCUGGAAAUUUUUCUGUUAAAUUUUAAAUCUAGAAAGCAUAUUUUAUAAACUUAUGCAGAGCACUUUUAUUGCUCAAAAGUUCUGAAUUCAUACAGAAAACAAGUACUAUGUGAUGAAAACAUUUCAUUGAAAGGUUGCUGCAUUUAAAAAUAUAAUUGAUUCAUUCCCUAUGCAAAAAAAGAAGUGAUAGGAUUUGUAUGUUGUAUUUUCUUUUAAAGCCAUCAUGUGAAAUGUCAGGACUGAGAAAAGUGAUUUUUGCUAUGUUUACAGGAAUCAUGCUUAAAAAGAUAAUGCCCAACAUGUUUAUUUCAUAGUGUUUGUUAAUAAUAACCUUUUGAGCAUUAGUUUGGAAUUUGGACAUGAUAUUUAUUUAUUCCUUUCUUGAGGUAAUAGCAGCAUUAAUUUCAACCAGUUAUGAAUACUAAAAAUAUUGCACUCUAUGUAAUGGUAGUAUAUUUAUUACUAAAUCAAUAUAUAUAUUAAUAGCACAGGCAAAAAAUGGCAAAUAUUAAAAUAUUUUCAAAAUAUUGUAUUACCCUGUUUACAUUGUUGUCCACAGUGUUUAUUGGGAAUAAUAUUUUAUACUUUUAUCUGGCCCAAAUGGCUACAUGAUUCUGAGUUAGUGAAAGUUUCAUACACCCAACUUUCAGUUAUUCCUAGUAAUUAUGGGAAAUGUUGUAUGCAUUAUUACCAAACUAUUGCUAAUUCACAAAAUGUGAUUCCAUCAGGCACAGAUCUCAAGAGAAUGACCAUAUUUAUAAUUAUAUUUUAUAUAUUUUGAGCAUAUUUGGCUCUUCAAGCCAUUUUUUUUUAACUGUGCAUCCUGGUAGAAAAUACUAGUUGUAAAGUACAAACUAAAGGGACUAUGUUGCUAAUAAACAAUGAUCCAGAAAAAUGGUCAGACAGUAUACCCUCAUGACUGAUGAUGUGAUUCAUUUCAUUGUGGAUGUUGGAAAUGAAUGGGUUUCAUUUUCAUGUGUUUCCCUUGCCUCUUCUUCUGGAAGAGGACUUGACAGAAAAUGAAAUGGGUAAAAAGGCAGUGAGACAAACAGAAGAAGGAAAGGUAAGGCUAGCCAUCAGCUGAUGAGCCUGCCUGAAUAAUCUAGAAUGGGCUUUUGAAAAGACCUUAACAAAAACACGUACUAUUGUGCUCUUGUCAAGUAUCUUCAUCCUUAUUCUACUUUAUAAGUACCAAAAAGACAGCAUUUGAUGGCAAGUUUGAAGCAGUCAGGUAGUCUGCAGGCUGUCUGUUAAUAUACAGUGAAUUGCACUUUAAAGUUCAGAAAGCUUUCAUUUGGUCACAUCAAAAAUAAACAAUACAGAAUACUUUAUAUAAAAAUGUUAAAUGAUAGGACUCUUUUUUUGGUAUUAAGAGUAAAAUAGAAGAUCUAAGAAAUACAAAUAUUUAACAUCAUUUCUCUUUAUGACAUUAACUUUGGGACUAGAGCCAAAUCACCCCUUCCCUUCUUCACUAAUUGAUUUCAUAUUGUAUAUAAUUUUCAUGCCAACAUAAAUCCUGAUUCAUAUAUUUUGUAACUAUAUAUAACAAAUUGAGAGGCAAGAAUAAGAAAAGGGAGGUAAUAAAGGAAAGAAAUUAAGAAAGACCAGUUUCAUUACUCUGUCAGAUCCUGUGUCUAAAAGAGGUUAAUUUGCAUUUUGAAAUUCACUGGUGGGGUGUGGUGGCUCAAGCCUGUAAUCCUAGGGCUUUGGGAGUACAAAAUAGGAGAAUCACUUGAAGCCAGGAGUUGAGACCAACCUGGUCAACAUAGUGAGACACUGUUUCUCCAAAAAUUAAAGUUAAAAUUAACUGAGCAUGGUGGCUCAUGCAUGUAGCUCUAGCUACUCAGGAGGGCAGCAUGUGGAGGAUCACUUGAGCCCAGGAGUUCAAGGCUGCAGUGAGCUGUGAUCACACCGCUGCGCUCCAGCCUGGGCAACAGAGCGAGACCAUAUUUAAAAAAAAAGAAAAAGGAAAUUCAUUAAUUCUUCCAAACCUUUAUAAAGUGAGAAACCACUGAGUUACUACAAUAGAAAGUUUCCUGAGUUAAUUUCCACAUUGUUGUCUAUCUUAGAGUCACAGGUUCAUUAUCCAAGAAAACUGCCUUCUGAUUUUUUUUUAGAUUACUGCUGACUUCUUAAGUAUGUAAAUGACUAAGUUAUUUUAAAGAAGUCUACUAAGAUAGCAGUCACUUUUUUUUUUUUUUUUUUUUGAGACGGAGUUUCUCUCUUGUUACCCAGGCUGGAGUGCCAUGGCGCGAUCUUGGCUCACCGCAACCUCCGCCUCCUGGGUUCAAGCAAUUCUCCUGCCUCAGCCUCCUGAGUAGCUGGGACUACAGGCAUGCGCCACCACGCCCAGCUAAUUUUUGUAUUUUUAGUAGAGACGGGGUUUCACCAUAUUGACCAGGAUGGUCUCGAUCUCUUGACCUCGUGAUCCACCCGCCUCGGCCUCCCAAAGUGCUGGGAUUACAGGCUUGAGCUACCGUGCCCGGCCAUGAAGGAAAUAUUUUAAGUAUAAUCUACCCAAAAAGAAUAACUGCUACAGCCAACAUAAAGGCUUUAUUCCCUGUUUUGUUAAAUAACUUCACUCAAAUUGUGACAUUCUUUAGAGAGAGUAUUUUCCUUGAGCAGUAAUUAACAUGUUUUUGGGGGGCAUAUUUUCAAGGGGGAAACAUCUUCCUAAGAACAUUUGAUUAGCCUCACUUCUGUCCUCAGCUUCUACAUUGCUUACUUUUCAAGAUAUUUCUUCUGAGCCCUUUUCUUUGUGUGCCUAGCUCCCCAUUAUGUAAUUAAGUAGUUGAUUACUGUUCCAAAUGCUUCCCCUACUCAAGGCUGUUGUUCACCCUGUUUCAUGAAUUUGUGAAUGAAGUAGGUGCCUAAUAUUUUCCUACUAUUAGGCUGAAAAGCAGUAAGAAACUAAAGUGGCUUCCAAAUAUUUGUGUCUUGCAAAAUAGGAAAUGUUUCUUGCCAGUCAUUUCCUUUCCAUUAUUCCUUUUAAUCACAGUAUGAAAACCUAGUAUUUUGUAUUUAGAAGGAGACUUGUAUUAAAAGACAAGAUUCUUGGUAGUUAUUCAUCAGGCUUCAGUUUCUUGUGUAUUUCUCCUGGGAGAGGUAGAAGGACAUUUUGUAGUAUUUUUCUAACAAUAUAAUGCUGCUUGGGUUAUCAGAAGGUAUUGAAUACUUCAGAUAAGUAAAGUUAGUAUUUAGUAUAGCAGCUGUUCUUCAGAGCACAGGAAACUGGGAUAGUAUGUAGCAUUAUGCUAUUUCCAUUAUUUUUCAUUGCCUAACUUUUAAUUUGUACAGUUGUAUAAAAUUUGCCUCUUUACUAAAAAAAAAAUCUAGUUUCAUUCCUGUUUCUUGCCAUAUUAAGCAGUUUUUAUCUUUUCAUUGAUGUUUUACAUUUUUUAUCUUAGAAGAAAAAGAAAACAGAGAGAAUGAAAGAGAAACAUCAUGACUUAGAAAAGGAAAUUUGAUCUGUAUGGAAUACUGUAGCUUUAUUUUCUGGCAUUUCUGCUUGUAGAUAGAUUAGAAAAUCCUUGUUUCUCUUGUUUGUUUUGUUUUAAAAUCCAGUAAGGUUGAGGAACUUGACAUUUUAAAACCGCAGUUUUAUUUUUAACUACUUAAGAGGCUGGUCAUGUAAAAUCUGCACUGCUGUGUUGGAAUGGAUAUGUGCGUGAUAAUUAACCUCAUUAAAGCUCUGUUGCUGUGGUGGGCA
Molecule: messenger RNA, 7355 nt
Organism: Callithrix jacchus (white-tufted-ear marmoset)
Lineage: Eukaryota; Metazoa; Chordata; Mammalia; Primates; Cebidae
Gene: RPS6KA5
Product: ribosomal protein S6 kinase A5
Biological process (GO): intracellular signal transduction; protein phosphorylation
Molecular function (GO): ATP binding; protein serine/threonine kinase activity; magnesium ion binding
Source: RefSeq, a predicted model, not a curated record